This is a messenger RNA of Cynoglossus semilaevis (tongue sole), 2176 nucleotides long. RefSeq lists its product as uncharacterized. The transcript has 6 exons. Bases 303 to 1106 code for a protein of 267 amino acids. The record is from RefSeq and is a predicted model, not a curated record. Lineage: Eukaryota; Metazoa; Chordata; Actinopteri; Pleuronectiformes; Cynoglossidae.
AGAUAUGUCAUUCUAAAUCCAAAAAGCAAUUUGUCAUUUGUCAACAUGGGCUUUUGCCCCAGUAAUCAACAGUAUACAAAACUGGAAUAUCAGAAAAACACUAACAUCUUGACGAAAAACAGUUCAGCACUAAAUAACAUGACAAAAGCUACUAUCAAUUUGAAUAAGAAUAUAAGUUUUUCCAAAGGAAGUGAAAAAAUGAAGUGACACCUUCCUCUUUUCAGUGUAAGGAGGAGCCUCAGUUUCUUUAAGAAUAGGUUCAACACUUUACAAACAAAUAUGCUGAGACUCCAACACUUGACAUGACACUGAAGAUGACACUAAUCUUUGUUUUUCUCCUGUUGUUGGAUCUACCAUGUCCAAACGGGCAGCAAAACAUUGAGGAGUUUGACACUAUUCUGCUGAGACUCACUUUCCCUUCGGCUUACAAUACUUACAACAAGUCCUGUUGUAAACUCUACUAUGGUGGCUGUUACCCGAUGCUGGAUACCUUAGGAUAUACCAUCGAUUUCUUUAGAGGUAGAGUCACAAAAACCGAAAGUGACGGUUGGAUUGAAUUCAAAAUAUCCAAAGCGCAGAUUCAGGACGCAGGCUACUACAGAUGUCAAGUGGUGGGAAUGCAAUACAUGUAUAUGGACUACAAUGUGCAGAUCACUGAAGUUAAAAAUCCUCGGAGUCUGUCUCGGCCCUUACGGACAACAACCAUCAAAACUGUCAAAUCGUCCACAUCCGUCCCAUCACCCUCCACUGGUUCUGUUCUGUCACAUGUGGAGCACAGCUCCUCCUGGAUCACUGGCCCCACUCUUAUUGUUGUUGUCUCCAUCCUGGUGGUGAUUGUGAUCGCUGGUGUUAUCUGCAUUGUGUGCUUCAAAAAGAAAUCUAAUAAUAAACAGUCUGACAAACAUGGAGAAACACUUUGUGAGUCACUGAAACAAGAUGCUGUGGACACGGGCAGCGUAGUCUACACCACGUUGAACUUCAAAGCUCAUAAGAAACCCUCAGUCGUCUAUGAGAACUCCAAAACGUGUGCAGGAUCCCCUGAGGUGGAGCAUCCUGACAGGGUGGAGUAUUCAACGCUGGCAAUUUACCAGAGAAUAUCAGUCUGAGGUAGUUCUACAAUGACCUAAUUUUAAUAGUUUUUUUGUUGUUGUUUUAUUUUUUUAUGAAUCCUACAUGUUUAUAUCUAAAUAUCAGUUCAGAAGUUACAUUUAGUGUUUGAAGCUAAAGAUCAGGCUGGCAUUUAAGAAGUGAUCUGUCUGAAGACCAACGUGGCUCUGUCUGACUCUGGGGAUGACAGCAAAACAAGUGUGUUCAAAGAGUGAGAUACGACUGUUAAAUCUCAGGUUAUGUCUUCUCAUCCACGCUCCUCCUCUGGAUGAUAACCUCUGCUAUUCUUAGUGCUGCCGCUCGAUAUUCUUUUCUCCACGUCUCUUUAUUCCACACUCUGUCACAAAAGAUAAAAUGUCACAGAAGAGAAAAUCAAAGGGCAGUGUAACGUGUGGGUUUUGACACAGAUCUGACGGUCCACAAUGUUCGAUUCUAAAGUUUUAAUAAGGAGCCGGUGUCUGAAGUCCUGGUCUCUGAUGGACUAGACUUUUCUUAUUCUUGUGACUUUUUAGUGCAAAUCUAGGCCGCUGAACUACUUCAACUAGUUCAACUGCCAUACUCCCAAGUAUUAUACUGUCUGUUGUAGUGGACACUGCUGUUAGGGUGCUGUUUGGUUUGCUCGGUCUGGACAGGUGUGAAAUCUCAUCUAAAAUUUGGUGCAGACCAACAGAUUGAUCUCAGUUCCGCCUCACAACUUGGGUCCUGGUUCAUUAAGGGAAUGUCCAAAGAGAGAGACUGAGAGAACCACAGAGGAGAGGUCACAAGAAAAAAAAAUCAUAAUAGUGCAAAAGUGCAUGGGGCAUGGACUGAUAGUUAUAGAUGGUCGGACGACAGAUUGUUGUUUUUUUAAAGAUUCCCACUUUGAUUCCGUCGGUCAAUGAUUUUUGCCUUUUGCUUUUUCGUUCCUGGCUUUUGAGCAAACUCCAAAUUUUUAUUUUAUGUUAUUAUUUCUAAUUAAAGAAGCCUUUUUAAAUGUAGUUUAAUUAAUGGAUUUUUAUUAUUAUUGUAAUGUUAUCUCUUUUAAGCAACACAAAUUUAGAAAGGUUUAAAAUCUCCUCUGUAAAUGUAA